Anisakis simplex (herring worm) is the source of this 429-nucleotide messenger RNA. NCBI's taxonomy places the organism in Eukaryota, Metazoa, Nematoda, Chromadorea, Rhabditida, Anisakidae. The record is from the annotation of a GenBank genome assembly.
AUGCGCGAUCACGAUACGACGGAUGGUGAUAAACUGAGGAUUGACCGUGGUGAUUCAUGGAACGUGGAAUUUGAUGACAUACCGAAUAGUUUCGACGUCCUUGACAUGAAAGUUACGAGAAUACUGGAAGAGAUGGAGGCACAACGAGAAAAGAUCAAAAAACUUGAAGCGGCACUUCAGCAAGAGAUUGCCGAAAAAAAUCAAUUACAAAUGCGAAAUGCACAGUUGGAAAGCGUUUUGGAAAGAGCAAAAAGUAAUCUGGAAGGGGCAUUACUUAUGAAGGAUACAGUUCGAGAGGAAGUUCCAAAGAACAUGACGAGUGAAACGAAUGAACUGCGCGAGGAGCUGCAGAAACUGCGUGAUGAAUCCCAAAAAACUUGCGAUGAGACGAAACAGGUACCAAUGAAGCAAAUGGAGCAGUUUACAUAG